CUGGGACAUCGAUACUUUCUUCGACAAUUCAAACACAGUCAGUCAUAACAAUGGCAGCUGGCCAGAAGCUCUAUCCAAGAGCUACCGUCAAGAAGAUUGUCAAGGCCCAUUCGAAGCGGAACGUCAGCAAGAACGUCGAUGUUUUGAUAUUUCUCGAUUAUGCGCUCUUCCUCCAGACAUUGAUGAAGGAAGCCAGCAUUAACGCAAAGCAGGCAGGAGAACGAGGUAUCAGCGCGAAAAGCGUCAAGAAAGUCACAGCCCUGUCGCUCACGAAAUUCAAGGGAUGAGCCAACUUAAUACAACAACGGGAUUGGAUGUGUGAAUAAAAUUAUAGAGGAAUGUCAACAGCAGAAAGCGUAAUGCAGGAUCUUCCAAAAGUAGAAGAAGGUGAUUAUGCAAGCAAGCAGCAUCAGCUCGAGACUGAUCGUCCUCACCACGAGGCUACAAGGCUGUGGAUUGGUCAGGGGGUAGGAGAAGUUGACAACGCAUCGUAAAAGUCGAAGCCCUGCAAACGUGCUCUCUUCAGAAGCCAAGAAAUAAAUAUGUUCGGGACAAGGACUGCGAUGCAGUCAUAUCCAGCAAAGCAAGAUAUCAAAU
Messenger RNA from Mollisia scopiformis, 597 nucleotides. RefSeq lists its product as uncharacterized. Gene Ontology annotation, cellular component: kinetochore; nucleoplasm. The record is from RefSeq and is a predicted model, not a curated record. Lineage: Eukaryota; Fungi; Ascomycota; Leotiomycetes; Helotiales; Mollisiaceae. The coding region runs from base 51 to 287 and encodes 78 amino acids. Gene Ontology annotation, molecular function: protein heterodimerization activity. The transcript is spliced from 4 exons. Gene Ontology annotation, biological process: kinetochore assembly; mitotic cell cycle; chromosome segregation.